UCCGGCUCGCUCCCAGUUCUGUCUCGUUUUUAUUCCCACCGAGAAUGAGUGUGCGGUGCGGCUUUCCACCUGGAGCGCUGUAUAAUGGAAAAAGCCGCAUUUGAAAAAAUAUUUAAUACAAGCUGAAAAAAGAGAAAGAAAAAAAGAGAAAAGAAAACGACCUACUUACAUUCGGCAGUCGGACUCGGAGCUCGGAGCCAUGGCCAAGUCAACAGCAGGUAGCAUUAAUGAUGUCACACGCUUCCUCUCCAUGGAGGCAGGGCCGAGCUCGCCUACCUCUGUAUUCUCUGCCUCCAGCCAAGCUGAUUGGGCAGCCAAGAGACUAGUCUGGGUUCCCUCUGAGAAACACGGGUUUGAGUCUGCGAGUGUGCGUGAAGAGCGAGGCGAUGAGGUGGAGGUGGAGCUUACAGACAGCAGCCGGAAAUUGACGUUACUGCGGGAGGAGCUUCAGCGGAUGAACCCUCCUCGCUUCAGUAAAGUGGAGGACAUGGCUGACCUCACCUGCCUUAACGAAGCCUCUGUCCUGCACAACCUGAGAGAGCGCUAUUACUCAGGACUGAUCUAUACAUACUCAGGCCUUUUUUGUGUGGUCAUAAACCCAUACAAGAAUCUGCCAAUCUACACAGAGUCCAUCGUAGAGAUGUAUCGUGGGAAAAAACGCCACGAGAUGCCUCCACACAUCUACGCCAUAUCAGAGGCAGCAUACAGAAGCAUGUUGCAAGACAGAGAAGAUCAGUCCAUUCUUUGCACAGGGGAGUCCGGAGCAGGAAAGACAGAGAAUACUAAGAAAGUGAUUCAGUACCUGGCCCAUGUGGCAUCAUCUCACAAAAGUGGCACUCUUGGCCGUAGCAAGGACAGCACUCUGCAGGUGGAUGGUACACGUUCUCUGGGUCGUGGCAGUAGUACUGUAAACAGGGGGGAGCUAGAGAGACAGUUACUGCAGGCCAACCCUAUCCUAGAGGCCUUUGGCAAUGCCAAGACUGUCAAAAAUGACAAUUCUUCCAGAUUUGGUAAAUUUAUCCGUAUUAAUUUUGAUGUGGCUGGAUACAUAGUUGGUGCCAACAUUGAGACUUACCUCUUGGAGAAAUCACGAGCCAUCCGGCAGGCCAAAGAUGAGAGAACCUUCCACAUUUUCUACCAGCUACUUUGUGGAGCCUCUGAGACCAUGAGAACCGAGCUGCUCCUGGGAAGUGCAGAUCAGUAUCGCUUCCUGUGUGGAGGUUCUGUUCCUGUUCCAGGUCAGAGUGACGCUGAAAACUUCACUCAGACCAUGGACUCCAUGAGCAUCAUGGGUUUUACACAUGAGGAGUGCACAUCCAUGUUGAAGGUGAUUUCUGCCGUACUGCAGUUCGGUAACAUCACCUUUCAGAAGGAGAAGAACUCGGACCAGGCAUCUAUGCCUGACGAUACAGCUGCACAGAAACUGUGCCACCUGCUGGGAAUCAGUGUGCUGGAGUUCAGUCGAGCAAUCCUCACUCCCCGCAUCAAAGUGAGCCGCGAAUAUGUGCAGAAGGCACAGACCAAGGAGCAGGCAGACUUUGCGGUAGAGGCUCUGGCAAAGGCCACCUAUGAGCGCCUCUUUCGCUGGCUAGUGCAUCGCAUCAACCGAGCUCUUGACCGCAGACAGAGACAAGGAGCCUCCUUUAUUGGCAUUCUGGACAUUGCGGGUUUCGAGAUCUUUCAGCUAAACUCCUUUGAGCAGUUGUGCAUAAACUACACUAAUGAAAAGCUGCAACAGCUGUUUAACCACACAAUGUUUGUGCUGGAGCAAGAGGAGUACCAGCGUGAAGGCAUUGAGUGGAACUUCAUCGACUUUGGUCUUGACCUGCAGCCCUGCAUUGACCUUAUCGAAAGACCGGCCCAUCCUCCCGGUGUCUUAGCACUGUUGGAUGAAGAAUGUUGGUUUCCACGUGCAACAGAUCGGUCAUUUGUGGAUAAACUGUCUGCUGAGCAAGGCUCACAUCCCAAGUUUUUCAGGCCACGGCAGCUCCGUGAAGAGGCAGAUUUCUCUAUAAUCCACUAUGCUGGCAAGGUGAACUACAAGGCUGACGAUUGGUUAGUGAAGAACAUGGAUCCUCUAAAUGAUAAUGUAGCAUCACUUCUACACCAGUCAUCUGACCACUUCAUAUCAGAGCUCUGGAGAGAGGAUAUUCAAACACUUCCUCGUGUCUACUUUUUUGACUCCUAUGCUUCCCUCCAGACAAAUGGCUCUGACGGCAUGGAGAGAAUUGUGGGAUUGGACCAAGUAUCAUCUGGGGGUCUGGCCGAGAGCAGUGGCCCAGUGACUUUUGGAGCAGCUGGGCUGAAGACGAAGAAGGGAAUGUUCCGGACUGUUGGACAACUGUACAAAGAGUCACUGACCAAACUGAUGGCCACACUGCGCAACACCAACCCCAACUUCCUGCGCUGCAUCAUCCCCAACCAUGAGAAGCGGGCGGGCAAGUUGACCCCUCACCUGGUCUUGGAUCAGCUUAGAUGUAAUGGAGUGCUGGAGGGAAUCAGAAUCUGCAGACAAGGCUUCCCCAACCGUAUCCCCUUCCAAGAGUUCAGACAAAGGUAUGAGAUUCUGACUCCCAAUGCUAUACCUCGUACCUUCAUGGAUGGAAAGCAGGCUUCUGAGCUUAUGAUCAGGGCUCUGGAGCUGGAUGGGAAUUUGUUCCGAGUGGGGCAGAGUAAAGUGUUUUUCCGAGCCGGAGUGUUGGCACAUCUAGAGGAGGAGCGAGAUCUGAAAAUCACUGACACCAUCAUCCGUUUCCAAAGUGCUGCACGUGGAUACCUUUCCAGAAGAGCUUUCCAGAAGAAGCAACAGCAGCUAAGUGCUCUGCGAGUGAUGCAGAGAAACUGUGCUGCCUACCUGAAGCUACGCAACUGGCAGUGGUGGAGACUUUUCACCAAGGUGAAGCCGCUGCUGCAGGUGACUCGUCAGGAUGAGGAAAUUCAGGCUCGAGAGGCACAGCUUCAGAAAGCCAAAGAUAACCUGAGCAAAGUGGAGCAUGACUAUGUAGAACUGGAGAGGAAACACCAACAGCUGUUGGAAGAGAAGGCAGUCCUCACAGACCAGCUUCAGGCAGAGGCAGAGUUGUUUGCUGAAGCUGAAGAGAUGAGAGCACGACUGGCCAGUCGUAAGCAGGAGCUUGAGGAAGUUCUUGGGGAACUUGAGGGCCGAUUAGAGGAAGAGGAAGAGAGGGGUUCACAGCUAGUCAAUGAGAAAAAACGAAUGCAACAACAUGUACAGGAUUUAGAAGAGCAGCUGGAGGAGGAGGAAGGGGCAAGGCAGCGGCUCCUGCUGGAGAAAGUUACUCUAGAAACAAAAGUGAAAAGUCUAGAGAAUGAGACAAUGACUGCAGGAGAGCAGAGAGACAGACUAAACAAGGAGAAAAAGCAGUUGGAGGAAAGGCUGAAUGAAGUGGCUGACCAGCUGACUGAGGAGGAAGAGAAAGUGAAGAGUCUGAACAAGCUCAAGAACAAGCAGGAAGCUGUUAUUGCUGACCUGGAAGAGCGCCUGAAGAGGGAAGAGCAGGGUCGGCUUGAGCAGGAGAAAUGGAAGAGGCGCAUGGAGGGUGAGGCAGCUGAGGCCCAAGAGCAGCUCUCUGAAAUGGGUCUGCUUGUUACAGAGCUCCGAGGCAGCCUGGCUAACAGAGAGAAAGAAAUAACCACACUACAGACACGGUUGGAGGAGGAGGGUGCUCGACGUGCAGAGGCACAGCGAGCUCUUAGGGAGGCCACGUCCCAAGUAUCUGAGCUGAAAGAAGAGGUGGAAAAUGAACGAGGGAUGAGAGAGAGGGCUGAGAAGCAAAGGAGAGAUCUCGGUGAGGAGUUAGAGGCUCUGAGGACAGAACUGGAGGACACAUUGGACACCACUGCUGCCCAGCAAGAGCUCAGAUCUCGGCGUGAGGCUGAGUUGGGGGAACUCCAGAGACUAGUUGAAGAGGACACACGGCGUCAUGAAGCCCAGCUCUCAGAGAUGCGACUCAAACACAGUGCGGCCAUCGAAUCCCUACAGGAGCAGCUGGACAACGCCAAGCGAUCACGUCAGUCUCUGGAGAAGGCGAAAGCUGUACUGGAGGAGGAGCGUGGGAACCUGACAGCUGAGAUAAAGACCCUUCAGGGGGGCAAGAUGGAGAGUGAGAGAGCAAGGAAGAGAGCUGAAGGGCAGCUGCAAGAGCUUACAGCCCGCUUGGCCCAGGCUGAGAGAGAAAGGGAGGAGAGGGAGGACAGACUCCACAAACUUCAGUUGGAGAUUGACUCUCUGUCCAGCUCUCUGUCUGCAUCUGAUUCCAAGUCCCAUCGUUUGAGCAAAGAGGUCAGCAGCCUGGAGAGUCAACUACAUGAUGCUCAGGAGCUGCUGCAGGAUGAGACACGCCAGAAGCUGGCACUUGGAUCCCGUGUGCGAGCUCUUGAAGAUGAGAAAGCAGCUUUGACAGAGAGGGUGGAAGAAGAGGAAGGAAAAACCAGAGAACUCACACGUCAGAUCCAGACUUACACACAACAGCUUGCUGAGCUGAAGAGGCAAUCCGAAGAACUGAAUGCAGCAGUGGAAGCAGGAGAAGAGAGCAAGAGAAAAUUACAGAGGGAGCUAGAUAACGCCAUGCAAAGAGAGAGAGCUAAAGAAGAGGAGAGGGAGCGAGUGGAGCGCCAGAAGGAGCGCCUGCGAGAGGAAAUAGAAGACAUGACAAUUGCCUUGCAAAGAGAAAGACAGAACUGCACUGCUCUGGAGAAGAGACAGAAGAAAUUUGAUCAGUGUCUAGCAGAGGAGAAAGCAGUGAGUGCACGACUGGCCGAAGAGCGAGACCGAGCAGAAGCUGAGAGCCGGGAGAAAGAGACUCGCUUCCUCUCUUUAUCUCGAGCUUUACAGGAAGUGUCAGAACAGCGUGAUGAGCUUGAAAGAACAAAUAAGCAGCUUCGUCUCGAUAUGGAGCAGCUUGUUAAUGCCCAAGAUGAUGUGGGAAAAAAUGUGCAUGAACUGGAGCGUUCUCGGCAUGCUCUAGAGGUCGAGUCACAGUCACUUAAAGAGCAGACACAAGAGCUAGAAGAGGAGUUGGCUGAGGCAGAGAACUCGCGUCUCCGGUUAGAGGUCACUCUGCAGGCACUCCGAGCCCAGUUUGAGCGCGAGAUCAGUGCCAAAGAAGAAAAAGGAGAAGAAAAGAGACGGGCCCUUAACAAGCAGGUGCGUGAGUUAGAAACACUAUUGGAAGAAGAGAAGAGUCAGAGAGCUCAAGCAUUGUCCAUCAAGAAGCAGAUGGAGGCAGAGCUCCAAGAGGCUGAGGCUCAGGUAGAGGCAGCCACUCGGGGCCGAGAGGAGGCUCAAAGGCAGAUAAAACGACUUCAGACCCAGAUGAAGGAGGUUUUGCGGGAGUUGGAUGAGACCAAGAUAGCACGAGAUGAAAUCAUUGUCCAAUCAAAAGACAGCGAGAAGCGCCUUCAGGCUCUAGAGGCAGAGCUACUACAACUGACAGAGGAGUUGGCCGUAUCUGACAGGUUGAGGAGACAGGCUCAGCAGGAGCGAGAUGAGCUGUCUGAAGAGAUCCUCAACACAUCGAGUGGGAAGACGGCUCUGUGUGAGGAAAAGAGACGUCUGGAGAUGAGGAUCAGCCAGCUGGAGGAAGAUCUGGAAGAGGAGCAGGGUAAUGCUGAGCUCAUGGCUGAGAGGCAUAGGAAGACCACACUGCAGGUGGAGACUCUGACAGUGCAGCUGGCAGGAGAGAGGACACUGGUGCAAAAGAGUGAGGGGGCACGAGAGAGUCUUGAAAGGCAGAAUAAGGACUUGAAGACCAGGCUGACGGAGCUGGAAGGAGCUGUGAGGGGAAAACACCGCGUCAGUGUUGCUGCUCUAGAGUCAAAAAUCGAAAACAUGGAGGAACAGCUGGAACAGGAAAGACAGGAGCGUGCAAUGGCCAACAAGCUGGUGAGGAAAACAGAGAAGAAGCUAAAGGAAGUGCUUAUGCAGGUAGAGGAUGAGAGGAGACAUGCAGACCAGUACAGAGAGCAGCUGGACAAGUCAAUGGGGCGUCUGCGACAGCUGAAGAGGCAGCUGGAGGAGGUGGAGGAGGAGAACUCGCGCACAAACGCCCAGCGCAGAAAACUGCAGCGAGAGCUUGAGGAAAUGGGAGACAGUAUGCAGAGCAUGACACGAGAGCUCAAUGCCCUGCGCUCCCAACUCAGCAGUACAGAACAACCCAAAGGCACCAAACGUGCUCCGCUCCCUCUCUCUGUACGUGGAGGUCGGAGAGCUCUUGUGGAUGACCUUUCUCAGGAGAACUCUGACUCUGAAGAACCUCCUGCUUCACCCACGCCCUCUAGUAGCCUUCUGGGAACCCCAGUACCCUCAGAUAGUGCACUGGGUGCACCUCCCCCAUACAGCCUAUCAGAUGCCAGUGAGCAGAGGGGGGAAUGAUGGGCAGAUUGGUGAACAACAAGAAGACUUACUGUAUCUGUAAACUGACACAGCGCAUACUAUAUUGACUAUACCUCUGCAGCCAAGCCAACAGUUAACAUAUUGAAGAUACACAUGAGCGUUCACAGAGGAAAUAAUACUAGUACUACUGCUAUCAGUCAUGUGUUAAUAUUGAAUAAGUGGAAAUCCAGCUACUUUUCCUAUUGUUCUGAGGAAAAAUAGCACUAAAGUAUAUUAGAGAUGCCACAUAUCAGUGCAAUGUAUAUCAGGAUAAAUGUGGCAACACAACAUUCUCAUACAUUCUCAUACAUUCUCAUGAUUCCAAGGUCUCAAAUGAGUUAAGUAUGAGAGUGUUGUAAGUUAAGAUAGCUGCACAAAUCCUAUGCGCUUUUCAGUCAACCAUAAGCCAUGUAUUUAAGGGCAAUCUACAUGAUUAUGAUGGCAAUCAAAAGAACGCAACCAGACAUUCUUCAAAUGCAGAACCAUGAAAAGACAAACUCUCUCUGGCUGAGCUUGCAUGAAUGAUUAAACUGCAGUAUUAUGUUCAGGCCUUCUCUCUCUCUGUAUCUCUCUCUCUCACUUUAGCUCAAAUUGAUUUUAGAAAUUGGGAACUUAAAUUUUUUGACGAAACAGUAUUUGUCUUUGAAAUCAGUGGGUAUCAAUUUUAAAUUGUUAUAACAGGGAAAUUAAGUUUUUUCAAUUGAAUGUGAUUUCAUAAGGGUGAUUGUAUUCAUGUCAGACGCUUUAAUAUCAAAAAGAAAGUGAAAGAGAGAAAAUGAUUUACUGUGAAAAGUCUACAAAUAUGAGCCAGGCAUGCUAGUUUUGACAUUUUUUAACACAGGAAUAACACAGGAACAGUAAGAUGAUAAUGCAAAUUUACAAGCCAAAACAGAGUCAGCUAGGACAAAAGAUAAACAUCUGAAGACAGUAAAUAAGAAGAUCGCAUUUAUAAAUUUACCUUGAUAAACGUCAUGAAUAUUAGUCAUAGAUGUAAUAAUACAGUGAUAGCUCUCAUUGGCUCAAACGGUACUGAAGAUGUUAAAUACUUUUAAAAUGUUGUACAAGGAACACAAUAAAAUUAAUUUUAACAGUUGCUUUCCAAAUGUACAAUAUGAAAUAAUGUUAGAUCAUCAUAGUUAAUAUUCAGCAAUUCUGGGUAGCGAGGCUUUUUUUGUUAUUUUAUUUAAUGUUCUGUUCCUGAGUAUCUCAAACACUGACUGUGUUUUUUUUAGUUAGUCAGUUCUGAAGCAAGUUUAUGUGUGACGUAGACUGUGAGCAGUUAAAUGACAUUUUUUAAGUAGUUCUUAUAUCAAGUCACUCCCAGUUUCAGUCUGCUUAACUGUAAUAAUUGUCAGUCCAUCUAUCAUCAUUAUCCAUGUUAUUUAUUUAUGUUUUAAUUGUCAAAUUUUGCAGUGUAAGAUUGAAUGCAGACAGAUCCUGUGGGAGAACACUGUGUACAAUUACGUGCAUUUUAAAACAAAUACACUAAAUCUAGAGUAAAAGCUAAGAAAAGAUUUUGUCAUUACAGAUAAUAAAGUGGUUAUCCUGCGCACUAGGCCAUUGUAAAAAAAAAUAUCUUUAAGUUUAUCAAUAUGAGAUAACAAGUUAUUCAAAACAUUUCUGGAAAAAAGCUUUACGUUUACCAAAUUGAUGGCAUAGGGGUGAAAAAAGGGAUAUUAAAAUAAAUAGCUAGAUAGAUAGAAUGUAGAUGUAGUUUAAAGUGAAACUCUGGCAGUUUCAACACCCAGGACCUAAUUUUUUUCCCAGGAUAGCAUCAUAAUUUAUUGCCUGUACCAAGGAUAGGGUAUGGCACGUUAGAUCACAUAUUUUUUAAAUCUCUUUUAGCUGUUGAAAAUUAAGGGGUUUCAAAGUUAUUAGUCUGAGAUCUUAAUGGGAGAAAAGAUGUUAUCAUGACAAAGCCUUAUGGACUGUUUUUCCUGGUUAAUUCUGUGUUAUAGUUCGUCACUUUAAUAAUGAAGUGCAUUUAACGGUACAGAAGACUCUCUAAAACUUUGCUGAAAGCCUUCUUUAAGAGGUCUGUUGGGCAAAGACAAGACCUUUCCAUCUAGUCUAAGGUCUAUUAUAGUCACCUCAAAUAAAAAGCUGCUCUUGUAAUUUCUUAAGUUUCAUUCUAACUGUUUCUUUCAUGCGAAUAUCAGCUAAUCAGAAAAAUUUGUUAUGACACCAUUUCAGUUUUACAGGCAAUAGUUGCUAAAUGUAGUUAAAUGACAUUCAUGUUGGAUUACAAAAACAGUUUUAGGUUUAGGACCAAACAAUCCACUGCAAUUUUUUACCUUUAAUUUAUUAAACAUAGAGUAUGUUGUGAAAAUGAAGAUGUAGUAAGGUUGGCCUCUUUGCCCACCUGCUGUGUGUGUUUGCUAAUAUUGUUUCUUUGUGCAAUAACAGUAAUUUAGAUGCACUGGUGCUGUAAAGGCUGGUGAACUACAAGUAUAUGUUUACCGGCACUACAUAUUGUUCAGGACCCAUACUGGUAAUCAUGUUUAGCUGACACUGUUCACAAUAUAUUCUCAUCAGUAUUAUGGGAGAUAAAUCUACCCUCAUAAUAAAUGUUGUCAUAUUAGCCAUGUGUUUUUGUCCCAAAUGAUUUAUAUUGGUUUUUAUUAUUUUUAAAUUAAUGGAUAGGCAGCCUUUUUACGUUGUCUAUUUUAAUUAGAAAGAAUAAAUUACACAAUUAAAAUGCACACUUGCUCUUGGCCAUGUAAGUAAGACCUAAAUAUUCAACAUCUAACAGUGCUACAGAGCUGUAGAGAAUGUAAAAAGUAAUAAUACUAAUAAAAAUAAAUAGACCCAUUUGACCCUACAUAUGGUCUGGGAAAUUCAAUUUAUUUUGGUGUGUAAAAUACACUUUAGUAUUUGUUUUAGAUUUUUUUUUUAUAUUUGUUAAGAAAAAAUUAACAGUCCAGGCUGCUGAAUUAGUCAAGAACAUCUAAUAUUAAAUAAAUGGAAGGAAAAAUGUCAAUUGGAUUUCUCCUUUUCAGAGUUAGACCUGUCUCAAACAUCUUUGUUUUGUGUCUCUGGAAUUUAUGACUGAUUUAUUUGCUUUUUGCAUUGGUUAAGUUGGCUUUAUGAAUAAACUCUUGACUGGGGUGAAUUUUAA
This is a messenger RNA of Clarias gariepinus (North African catfish), 9512 nucleotides long. RefSeq names its product myosin, heavy chain 14, non-muscle (gene myh14). NCBI's taxonomy places the organism in Eukaryota, Metazoa, Chordata, Actinopteri, Siluriformes, Clariidae. Gene Ontology annotation, cellular component: myosin complex. Gene Ontology annotation, molecular function: actin filament binding; cytoskeletal motor activity; ATP binding. The record is from RefSeq and is a predicted model, not a curated record. The transcript is spliced from 44 exons. Bases 200 to 6394 code for a protein of 2064 amino acids.